AUGGGAGGAAGUUCGAAUGAGGUUUACACCAUUGUCUUACUUGGAAAGACGGGCAACGGGAAAAGCUCGACUGGGAAUAGUAUAAUUGGGACAAAGGCAUUUAUGUCCAAUGCUAAAUUUGGUGGCGGCACCACCGCUUGUGAGCUACAAACGGUCAAGCUGGAAAAUGGGCGAAUUCUUAAUAUUAUCGACACUCCCGGGCUGUGUGGCAUUUCUGGUGGAGAUGGGAAAAUCGAGAAGGAAGUCGUGAAAUGCAUUAAUAUGGCAAAAGAUGGUAUCGAUGCUGCUGUUCUUGUCCUUUCGGCAAGGUUCCGUUUUUCGCAAGAAGAAAAAUAUGCUAUCGAGAGCUUGUUCGAAAUGUUCGGUGGUAAAAUUACUGAUUACAUGAUUUUACUUUUUACCGUUGGUGAUGACCUGGCGGAGAAUGAAGAGACUCUGGAUGAAUACUUGGGUCGUGAUUGUCCCGAGCCCUUGAAGGAAGUACUCGAAAAGUGUGGAAAUAGAUGCGUUCUGUUUGAUAACCGAACAAAAGAUGAGUGCAAAAGACGAAAGCAACUUGAGGAACUUCUCGUUCGAGUUGAUGAGGUCAUGCGAAAAAAUGGCAGGAAAACUUAUACUAAGGAGAUGUCUGUCGAACUCAAGGCGAGUGCUUUUUUUCAGUUUGAUUAUGCAUUUGCUCUCUGCUUCUUCAUAGAAAUUUCUUUGUUGUUUGUUGUUAAACAGAAGGAAAUGAAUCUGCGUACUAAUCGUGUACCUGCUGAUGCAAAUUCAUUUAAACAUGAGGAGCAAUCAGCAAUUAUGAUGUAUCAAGAGCAGCUUAUGAGAAUGACUAAUAUGAUCGAGUUGUCAAAUAUGACUGAGGUGAUUCGUAAGCUCGAGCAGCAAUUGGCCGAGGAGCGUGAGGCUCGGCUUAAGGCAGAGACUGCAGCUAAAGAUGCUUACAACCGGUCGACCGAAGAACGUCGCGAAAUGAGUGAUGCUUUGCAGAAAGCUGAUAGACUGCUUGAAAAGAUUAGGACCGAAGCAAGAAAAAACAACACCUGCCCUAUUUUUUUGAAAAAAAAAAUGGGAGGAGAUGAUGCAAUUUACUUAGAUUGGGAGUUCCCAGCAACUCGAAAUGAGACUCGAACAAUUGUUUUAGUCGGCAAAACCGGCAAUGGAAAAAGCUCGACUGGAAACACCUUAUUGGGGAGAAAGGCAUUUUCUUCCAAGACUAGUUCAGGCAGUGUUACUGCCACGUGUCAGCUUCAGACAACCGUGCUCGAAAAUGGGUCUAUACUUAAUGUUAUAGACACUCCUGGAUUAUUUGAUUUUUCGGGUGGAGAAGAUGAAGUUGGGAAGGAAAUUGUGAAAUGCAUCGACAUGGCGAAUAAUGGUAUCCAUGCUGUCCUGUUUGUCCUGUCAGUUAGGUCUCGUUUUUCGCGAGAGGAGAAAGCUGCUAUUGAGAGCAUGAUUGAAAUCUUCGGUGCAAAAAUUACCGAUUACAUGAUUUUAGUUUUUACCGGUGGUGAUGACCUGGCAGAGAAUGAAGAGACUCUCGAUGAUUACUUGGGUCACCAUUGUCCUGAGCCUUUGAAGAAGGAAGCAGAAAAAAUGCGUGUGCAAGAAGCCGCUGAAGGCUCAUCCAAACUUCAGGAGCAAAUUAAGAUAUAUGAAGAGAAGAUUAAGCAAAUGGCAGAUAUGAUUGAGUUGAAACUCAGAAAGGCGACUGAGAAGCUCGUGCAGCAACUGGCUGAGGAGCACGCGGCUCGUCUCAAGGCAGAAGAAGAUGCUAAAGCCUCUCGUAAUCGUUUGACUGAAGAAAUUCGUAAGAUGAAGGAAGAUUUGCAUAAUGCUGAAAGAGAGAUAGGUGAGAGGAUAGAAGCAGCAAAAUUUCGAUGCAUUAUUAUGUGA
Messenger RNA from Striga asiatica, 1893 nucleotides. The record is from the annotation of a GenBank genome assembly. Lineage: Eukaryota; Viridiplantae; Streptophyta; Magnoliopsida; Lamiales; Orobanchaceae.